AUGAUAAGCAAGGACACUCUGCUCCAUCUGUCAGAGGUGCAAAACGAUGAGACCUUUCAGAACUACGCUCUUUUACGGAAACCUGUUGAUAAGUUUCCUGAAAACACAGGCUUCAGUAAUGUGUUCCGUGCUACCCAGGAUCUUGGGACGCCACAGAUUUUUUUUUUAUCUUUUACAGAGUGGUGCUAUCACUUGCCAACGUGUAAUGACACAACAUGGCCAACAAUUGCCACAGAGUUCUGCAAUGGUACGCGGCAGUCUCCAAUUGACAUUGUGACUGCUAAUGUCCAGGGUAAUGCCAAUUUGACUGCUUUCAACUUCACUGGUUACAAUGACAACACUACCAUGGUGAAAAUAGAAAACACAGGAGAUACAGUUAAGGUUUCUCUGAGUGACGGGAAGAUGACGGUGGAGGGAGGGGAUCUGCCAGGUCAGUACACCAGUAUUCAGUUCCAUCUCCACUGGGGCAACGGAAGCACCAUGGGUGGAUCUGAGCACACUGUAGAUGGCAAGCGAUACGCUAUGGAGCUGCACAUUGUCAAUUUUAAAAGCAAACAUAAUGGAAACCUCACAGCACUUCUUGAAGAUUCGACGGGAUUGGCUGCUCUUGGUUUCUUUAUUGAGGCAACCAAUGAAACUGGUAUGCCAGAGAGUUGGAAGACUCUGACAUCAUACCUGAUUAACAUCACCAACAAAGGUGACCAAGUAAGCAUCACAGAUCAUGUUUCUAUGGAUGAUCUGCUUGUUGGAGUGGACAGGACCAAAUAUUACCGCUAUCUUGGCUCCCUGACCACACCUAACUGCAAUGAAGCAGUGGUUUGGACUGUGUUUAAGGACCCUAUCAAAGUCAGCCAUGACUUGAUUGACCUCUUCAGCACGACUGUCUACGUUAAUACCUCCUCCAACUCUCCUCUGAUGACCAAUGUCUACAGGAGCAUUCAGCCAAUCAAUGGCAGGACUGUGACCUCACAGUUGGCUGUAACUCCUGCCCCCCCAACUACCAUUGCUCCAACACAGGGUGGUGGUGGUAGUGGUGGCGGCACAUCAUCUGCAGCAAAACCUUUCCAGGCUCUUUCCAUGGUUGCAUUACUCCUGUACCCCAUUUUCUACUGGCUUUAA
Molecule: messenger RNA, 1119 nt
Organism: Chanos chanos (milkfish)
Lineage: Eukaryota; Metazoa; Chordata; Actinopteri; Gonorynchiformes; Chanidae
Product: carbonic anhydrase 4-like
Exons: 9
Coding region: 1-1119 (372 amino acids)
Cellular component (GO): plasma membrane
Molecular function (GO): zinc ion binding; carbonate dehydratase activity
Source: RefSeq, a predicted model, not a curated record